Limanda limanda (common dab) is the source of this 2280-nucleotide messenger RNA. RefSeq lists its product as uncharacterized. Gene Ontology annotation, molecular function: chromatin insulator sequence binding. Bases 222 to 1835 code for a protein of 537 amino acids. Gene Ontology annotation, biological process: regulation of transcription by RNA polymerase II. Gene Ontology annotation, cellular component: chromosome. The transcript is spliced from 2 exons. The record is from RefSeq and is a predicted model, not a curated record. Lineage: Eukaryota; Metazoa; Chordata; Actinopteri; Pleuronectiformes; Pleuronectidae.
UUUUGCCGUGGCUAAUGGGUUAGCUGCAGCCACUCGUGCUAAACGCCGGUAUUUUGGCCCGACUCGGAACGUCUCACUCAUCGACCAUGGACAAGCUGUUUGCGGUUUGCUGCGGGGACAAACCAGACUGUUGAUACGGCUCCAAUUUGGUUUCCAUGUGAAAGAAGGGAGCUUCAGAGGGCUGCACGUCAUCAGUGAACACAUCCAUACCCAGCCUGAUCAUGGAGAAAGAGCAACAAUCACUAAAAAAUAUCCUGGAGGAUGGAUUAGGCCGGGAUUUGAUGGAUGCCGGCCGGUUUUGCUUCAACUGUGAGCAAAUAUUUUCAGACCGGAGAUCCCUGGAGCAACAUGUGUGUCUUGCUUCAACUCACAUCUGCUCCUGUGGAACUGAGUUUACAAAGUACGCAGACAUGUUAGACCACAGCACGACGCAUGAACCAGGGCACCAAGUCCUUGACCACGAAACGAUAAGAAAGCGCCGAAUGGAGAAGCUCAUAGCAGAGGAGGAGCAGCUGGUAAGAUUACAGAGCGGUGACGUCAUCUGGGAGGCACCGAAAUUGAACAGUGUGCCAACAAAAUCACUGGCAGUGACGCCCAGGCCGCAGGUACCCUUUAAAUCAGCUUAUAAGCCACAAGUUCCCAUGCAGUCCGCACAGAUUUCACAAGUGCCUCAGUUGUACCCCUCUGGGUCAAAAGCGUCCCUUCCCCAAAAGUCUGUCAGCUCUGUAAAGGGCGUGAAGAAUGUUUUUGCAGGUGUAGGUGCACCAACCGUGGAUCUUUGGACACUUUACCAGCCAGUCGUUUUGCUUAAAACAUCUCGUCAGUUUAACAAGAUAAUGCCAUACGGUUGUGGUAAAUGUGGGCAGUGUUUUUCGUCAAAAACGUCUCUAAUCUCCCACCACGGCUCUCACGUCACAGAUAAAGUUUCAGGCUGUAUAGGAUGUGGGCUGCUGCUCUCGAGCAAGAAAGUCGUGCCUCGCUUCCAUGUCUGUAACUCGCCCAGCAGUGUUACCAAAUUGAGACUCAUUACUGCGAGACCGCUGGGCUUCAAGAUGCCAAAUGAAACCAGUAUGGAGAGUCAGAAACUGAGUGCCAAGGGGCCACAGGCUAGUACCUCUAUACAGCUGAAAAGGCAGUAUCCCAGUGUAACCAAUAAAGGCGUCCGGAGACCUUUUGUCCCUUCCAACCUGCAAUUAAAACGCCAGGAUAUCAGAAAAUACCAUAAAAGUGAUCAGGGGCGUCAUGUUACUCCAUCGCUGCAAUCAAGGAUUUGGAGUCCUAGCACAUCCAAAAUUUACAACACUGUCUCCCUUCCAUCUAAGAGCCAGAGUCCAAGACUGAGUGCAGCCAAUAAAGGCAGUCACUGGAUUCCUCACUCCAUGCAGACAAAGAUGCCCACAAACAUUGCAUCAGCUGCAUCGAGCAAACCUACGCAGAUGUCCCCUACAACAAAUGGGUUCAAAUGUCGAGUCUGUCAUCUUCCUUUUGAAUCUGCUCAGCUCCUUCAGAGGCACAAGUGUAUCCGAGCACGAGAGUUUAUGGCACUGCAGAGCCCGGCUGGCAGACAGCAAUACAAAAUAAAGAUUGUGACACCAGGGACAAGCCCAGUUCCCAUUCAGAUGAAUGGUGAAAGAAGAUUCCAGGUCCCAGCUGCUGGUUACAUGAAGAAAAGCCAAGUUGUGGCUGUCGGUCUGGACAGAGAGCAAGAUGCAGUUCCUGUGAAUAAGAAAACGGGAGUGGAUGCGGACGAUGAUUGUUAUAUUGUUGAAAGUGGACCAGACAAACCUGCUGAGAUGAUUUACCAAGUAACCUCAUCUGUUCCUAUUAAAACUUGACAAAACUAAGGCGCUACAUCCAGUUUGCAUGUUACAUUUUAUGUUAAUGAUGGACCAAGUACAGGAACAUUGCAGACUCUAGGUUGGACAGCAUCCACUGGUUUAUGUUUAUCACAAAUAACUACUUUCAAAGAUUAUGUGUACAAACAUGCAUCUUGAGCUGGAUCUCUCUCAGAACAGUAAACAGGAUUAACUACAGAGUCUGAAGUUGGUAUCUCUAUGGUUAUAGAAGAUGUACAUCGACAUUUCUCAUUAUUCAAUGUUUGUGCAUGGUUCAUCCUUAUAUGAUGGGAUAACCAGGCACUGCGCUUUGCUUUCAAAAUAUUUUUUUGUAUGAUCAGAUAUUGUGUUGUGUGACUGGGGACUGACCACGAUACCUUGUGUUCUUGCCAGUUUUGGAAACUUCAAGAAUACAUUAUAUGUUGUAUUAAACUGUAUUUUUAAA